Messenger RNA from Cadophora gregata, 2521 nucleotides. RefSeq lists its product as uncharacterized. Gene Ontology annotation, molecular function: hydrolase activity; carboxy-lyase activity. Gene Ontology annotation, biological process: secondary metabolic process. Gene Ontology annotation, cellular component: cytosol; cytoplasm. The coding region runs from base 1383 to 2405 and encodes 340 amino acids. The transcript has a single exon. NCBI's taxonomy places the organism in Eukaryota, Fungi, Ascomycota, Leotiomycetes, Helotiales, Ploettnerulaceae. The record is from RefSeq and is a predicted model, not a curated record.
AGUGGGACGAGAAGCCGAUGUUGUACCAAAAACGCCUCCAAAAUAGGGGUCUGAAGGUUCUCGGUUGUGCACAACUGCAAUGCCAAGCAUUCUCCAAGAUACCUAUCCAAUUCCUGCCUCUGUCAUAACCAAGUCUCAUCAGUGUUCGUUCACUUUUGUGUGAAGCGGUAUUUAACACAUCCGCAGUGCGAACCGGUUAACCUCAGGUCUAGAGAGACCAUUUUGCAUCAAGAUUUCGAUGAGGUCCGAUCAGGUCUACCGUCAACUGCCUGCCAUAUCGGAUCUUUGAGCAGCCAGAACAAUUGCACUCGUUAUCAUGACCACCAUGCGUUCCAGCAGGUGGGAUUCUAGCUUUGUCCCAGAGACAAGCUUCAAACUUGAACAGCCCAUACUCAGAAUACUGAAAGUGAUUCAAGGUUCUAUAGCCUUUCCAUCGACUUGGAAGUGGCCUGAUUCGCCUAGGUGACGGAAAUCCGGUCAUGCACAACGCGCUGUGUGUGCUGGAUGUCAGAUACUAAGAAGCUCUGGACCAGAGGGUCACUUCUUCACUCCUUGUUUUCAUGAUGUUGAUACACACUCUGGUAAGAGUGAAAUAUCCUAGAUUGUCAGGGUCAACGAUGCCGAGAGGGCGAGGUGCGCGGCCCGCCUCCUCCCACCGAGCGGCUACGCCCCAUUGACAAGAUCCGACAUCAACCAACUCUCCCUGUAUGUACUUCGAUCGAUGCAUAUGUUUCGUAAUCUGAUCUCAUGUAUUACUGAAUUGCUGCCAAUAGGUGCACUUGCCGACGUGCUUCAGAUUGGGGUCAAUGUGCGGAGAUUGGCAGCACUGAGUUGCUGUUCUGGGGAAUGGAGAAUCGACGUGAAGUACUUUGCGGGGUAGUAACCUCUUGACGAACAAGGUUCGCGGGUCGCACUGCCAGUAUCUUUGAGCUCGAAUAUGGCUUCGGAAGCCGAUCGAAAGCUUCUACAACCGCAGCGACGAGGUAGCUCUCAGCUUUGAACAAGUGUCUGGACGCAUUUCAGUGCGCGAAGAGCCGAUCUUAGCCUGGGCAUGCGAAACAAAGUAUCAUUCGUCACUUUGAGGUGAGCAUGCUGAGUCUUCGUGAAACGCCCAAGUGCGGAUCUUUUCAAGGCAAGAUCUCGCUUCGGAAGAUGCUCAAGUGUACAUCUAGGUAGGCGGUUGCGGACUAUCCCACUUGCCCGAGUUCCCGAGUGUGUGCUAGAGACUUGAUAUAUAACCCUCGUGGUUUCGUGAUCUUACUCUGGGCAUCCUACAUCUUACCAUCUUGGUCUCUCUCACAUCUCAGAAGCUGAACCCGGAACUUCCUUAGAUUCUUUCCUUGACUUUAUUCAUACAGCAUAUCACAUUCCCACAAUUCAAGAUGUUUGGCAAGGUCACUAUCGAGGACCACUUCAACCUUCCGGACUUUGCUGAGAAAGCAAAGUGGUGGGCUGGCUUCUUUGCUGUUGAUGCCGAUCGACAUGUUCGCGAAAUCAGCGACGUCGAUAAGAUCAGGCUCGAAUAUGCAAACAAACAUGGUGUCGGAUACCACAUCUUGUCGUACACAGCACCCGGUAUUCAAGAUAUUGCCGACCCAGCCGAAGCACUGCGAAUGGCUCAAUUGACCAACGACUGGAUCUAUGAGCAAAUAAAGGACAAACCAGAUCGCUUUGGUUCUUUUGCUGCUUUGCCCAUGCAUGACCCUGCUGUUGCAGCUAAGGAGCUGAGACGUUGUGUUGAGAAAUACGGAUUCAAGGGUGCUUUGGUGAAUGACAUCCAGAUUGCUUCGGAUGGAAAGUCACUUAUUUUCUACGAUCAACCUGAAUGGGAUGUUUUCUGGCAGACAGUUGUGGAGCUCGACGUUCCAUUUUACCUCCACCCGAAACAGCCGACAGGCGUGGUCCACGACACCUUGUGGGCGGACAGGAAAUGGUUGAUCGGGCCACCUCUGUCAUUUGCUCAAGGAGUGAGCUUACAUCUCCUCGGAAUGGUUGUCAACGGUGUUUUCGACAGGAACCCAAAGCUGCAAGUAAUCAUUGGUCAUUUGGGCGAGCAUAUUCCAUUCGACCUGUGGCGCAUCAACCACUGGUUUGAAGACAUCAAGAAGCCAUUAGGUCUGUCAAUCAAGAAGACGAUUCGUGACUACUUCCGCGAGAAUAUCUGGAUCACAACAUCCGGGCACUUCUCGACACCAACGCUGAAAUAUUGCAUAGAAGAGUUGGGCGGCGCGGAUAGGAUCAUGUUCGCCACGGACUACCCCUUCGAGAAUUACCACGAUGCAUGUACUUGGUUCGACGCGUUGAAGCUGGAUUUAGGUCAGAAGGAGAAAAUUGGGAGAGAUAAUGCGAGAGGGUUGUUCAAGUUGAAGGCAUUCAAGGAUUGCGAUUCAUAUGAUGCGUAUUGAGGAGUAUUAACCGACUUCUGGCGCAAGGGAAGGAGCAUUAACAGUUUCAUGAUAAUUUCCGGUCAUCUUGAGCCAGUCCAACAACAUUGGCUAUAAAAUAAUAUAUCCCUUUCCAC